Messenger RNA from Gopherus flavomarginatus (Mexican gopher tortoise), 2323 nucleotides. It is a transcript of the gene APOBEC2, whose product is annotated as apolipoprotein B mRNA editing enzyme catalytic subunit 2. The record is from RefSeq and is a predicted model, not a curated record. The coding region runs from base 880 to 1542 and encodes 220 amino acids. Gene Ontology annotation, biological process: cytidine to uridine editing. The transcript has 2 exons. NCBI's taxonomy places the organism in Eukaryota, Metazoa, Chordata, Testudines, Testudinidae. Gene Ontology annotation, molecular function: cytidine deaminase activity; RNA binding. Gene Ontology annotation, cellular component: nucleus; cytoplasm.
AAUGGUCCCUGCCCCAAGUAUUUUACAGUCUAAGGAGAGAUAAAUGUAGGGAACAAGGACCAGAUCUCUGAGCUGGUGUAAUUUGUCACAGCCCCACGCCCCAAAUAUUUCCUUGCUGUGCAACUGUACUCAGCUGACUUUAAUACACCUGGGGUGAAAUUCUGGACUCUUUGACAUCAGUGGGGAUUGUGCCGUUGGCUUUGAUGGGACUAGGAUUUUGCCCCUGUUGGAUCCCUGUCUUUCAGUGCCCACUCCACAGAAUCAUGGUUUGCAGAGGGUGUAAUUUUCAGGUUCUUGGGAGGGCUCCAGUUGUAAUGUCUGCCGGGGGCUUCAUUGAAGCAUGGCUCAGCCCCAUCCAUUAUCCAGGGUGAUCAUUAAAUAAAACAAAUCGAGGACUCUUCCUGCUCCUUCCUGCCCACUCUAGAAGCGUGGUUCAUCAAAGGCAGGAUGAUAGAAUGUGGGCAAAUCAGGGCAGGCGGGGAAGUGGCCAGUCCUGCAGCCUGCCAGUUUUCUGUCCUGCUUGUGAUAAAUAGGUGACUUCUGCUUCCUGGGUUUUCCAUCCAUGCCCUAACCCGCCCACAGUGAAUUCCUCAGUUUGUUUUAAAGGCAAAAGGGGAGUGAGAGAGAUUGAUAAAAGGCCUUCACAAAAGCGAGGGAGGGUGAUGAUAUCUGAGAGUUGUUGGAUCAUUCUACCACCUCAUCCAGUCAGUGUAUCUGCAGCAUUGUUCCAUAUUUAGCUCCCGACAACUGCCUCCAGGACUGGAACUCCCAACUCCCUUUUUUCUCUCUCUCUGCCAUCUCUGAUCCCUUCACUGGUUUCAGAAAAUUGCUCCCUCUCUUUCCUCGCGGUCUGAACCCGGUGCACCAGCACCUGAGAGGAUGGCUGAAAACCAGGAGAAGCCCAGCGCCACCCAGACUGGUGAGGAGCAGCCUGAAAAUGCAGAGGAGUCUGAGGAGAAGAAGAAGGAGCUGGAGAAACUGCCACCCUUUGAAAUCGUGGGAGGGGAGCGCUUCCCAGCCUUCUUUUUCAAAUUCCAGUUCAGGAACGUGGAAUACAGCUCAGGCAGGAACAAGACUUUCCUAUGUUAUGUCGUGGAGACCCAAGGCAAAGAGUCGGGGAGCUUUCGGGGUUAUCUGGAGGAUGAGCAUGCAGCUGCCCAUGUUGAGGAUGCUUUCUUCAACAACAUCUUGCCCACAUGCGAUCCCAACCUGCGCUACAAUGUCACCUGGUAUGUCUCCUCCAGCCCAUGUGUGCCCUGUGCUGGCCGGAUAGCGCAGAUACUGCAGAAGAACAAGAACCUGCGCCUCUCCAUCCUGGUAAGCCGCCUCUUUAUGUGGGAGGAGCCGGAGAUGCAGGCGGCGCUGAAGAAACUGAAGACAUCUGGAUGCAAACUGAAGAUUAUGAAGCCUCAAGACUUUGAGUAUAUCUGGCAGAACUUUGUAGAGCAGGAAGAAGGAGAGGCAAAGGCCUUUGAGCCCUGGGAGGACAUUCAAGAGAACUUCCUGUAUUACGAAGAGAAGUUAUCAGAGGUUCUACACUGAGGCCCAUGCCAGUGAGGAUUUCAGUUUGCUCAUUUAGCUUCUUGCUUUAAUGGUGGACAGACCCAUCUCUGUUCUCUGUUUCUCAUCUGUGACUCCAACUCUGCCUAGGUCUGACAGUACAUGAUCAUAGUGAAUUUCGCGUUAGUAGUUCCUUACCCACUGCAGCUAGCAAUCCAUUAGUGUGAUCUUCCCCACUAUAGGGCAUGUGGAGGCAUACUGAGCUCUCUUCCUUGCAGGGACAUGUCAGUACCUCUAGGAAUUUCACCCCUCCGCCCCAAAUCACUUUUCAUUAGGAAAUAAAGGGGAGGGUCAUUAGAUAGAAAAGAAUGGAACUUUCUUGCUCUAAGUGGGUGACAUUUGCACAUCUAAUAGAACUGGAAAGAGGCAGCGGUAGUGGUUCUAGUCCCCUAGAAACAUAUCAAAGGAGGUAUAUUAUAGUAUAUCAUCCAUCCCUUCUGCCAUACACAAAGAUUGAGGAGUCCAUAACUAAUUUUGAGCAACAAAGCCCUGAAACAUCAGAAGCUGGUAACAUGUCUCUCUCUCAUUUCUCCAGGGCCAGCUUGUAAGAGAUCUGUCACCCAGAGGAGAGACAGGCAUGACAGACUUGGACAUCUGGGACAUGCCUUCAGCUUUUCAGAGCUGCUUUGAGUCAGGCAGGAUGCAACAAAAACCUUUAGCAGACAUAGCCCUGAUGGACUCAGACUACAUUUACCAUGUAGCAUUUAGACAUUUUGUUUUUUAAUUUUUAAAAUAAACGUGCACUGUCUUUGUUAGCAGGACA